This is a messenger RNA of Pseudomassariella vexata, 1554 nucleotides long. RefSeq names its product cytochrome P450. Lineage: Eukaryota; Fungi; Ascomycota; Sordariomycetes; Amphisphaeriales; Pseudomassariaceae. The record is from RefSeq and is a predicted model, not a curated record. Gene Ontology annotation, molecular function: oxidoreductase activity, acting on paired donors, with incorporation or reduction of molecular oxygen; monooxygenase activity; heme binding. The transcript has 4 exons. Bases 1 to 1554 code for a protein of 517 amino acids.
AUGACUCCAAAUGUCCUCUUGCGGCACCCUUUUUCAUUCUCUAUCGUCGUUGCAUUUAUUUUGCUACUCGCAGACGCCUUGGUGAUCUACCCUAGAUUUAGAAGCCCACUUCGCAACAUCCCGCAGACCACGGGCCGAGAAAAUGGUCGUAUCAUUUUUGAAUCGCCACGCGGGAAAUCUGCUCUGCGUUGGAUACGAGAGCAACCGGAUGCUGAGCUCAUCCGGAUUAAGAAUGCUUUCGGCCUUCCCACCAUCCUCUGUUCGGGUCCUGAUGCUCUCCGCGAUAUUCUCAAUACCCAUGUCUAUGACUUUGAGAAGUCGUGGGGUGUCCGCGCAUUUCUCGCGCGAGCUAUUGGCUGGGGUCUCAUUCUCAGCGAAGGUGCUGAGCACACGAGGCAGAAGAAAGUCCUAACUCCCGCUUUCCACAUUCGCAGGAUCAGGGAGCUGUACAGCCUCAUGUGGGAGAAGACUCAAAUUCUUCAGAGUGGUCUCGAGGCGGAUAUCAAGGAUCAUCCCAUUGGCAGUGGUGGAUUUGGCCUCGUAGAGCUAAGUGAAUGGUCGAGUCGUUUGACUUUGGAUAUCAUCGGCCCAGCUGCAAUGGGCCGGGACUUUCAAUCCCUUACCACGGAGGAAAAUCCCAUUGCCGACGCAUUCCUGGAAAUGCUCAGACCAGACCGCAGCCGUCUGGCUUUUCUGGGUCUACAUUUCAUAAUUCCCGAGUCUAUCGUUCGUCGGUUGCCGCUCAAGACUAACGAAACACUGAACCGCAUCGGUACAUUCCUCCGGCACACGUGCUACGACAUUAUCCAAGAGAAGAAUCGCGAACUCAUGGAGAAAGGAACGGGGUUGGCCGAGUACGACAUCCUCUCUCGAAUCGUGCAGACGGGAGAGUUCACCGAUGCGGAGAUCGUAGAUCAGAUGCUUACCUUCCUUGCCGCCGGUCACGAGACAACUGCCAGCGCCUUGACUUGGGCAUGCUACCUCUGCGCCAAAUACCCAGAAGUUCAACAGAAGCUCCGCGCUGAAAUACACGAGAAUAUCCCAUCGUCCACCACGACUAUCACCUGGGAUAUUUUGGAGAGCAUGUCCUACCUCAACGGCGUCUGCGAAGAAACGCUGCGCCUGUACCCAACCGUGCCCGCCACAAUUCGAGAAGCCGUGCGUACCACCCAAGUAGCCGGGUACACGAUUCCUAAGGGCACCGAUUUCAUUCUAGUUCCCUACGCCAUCAACCGACACCCUCGGUUCUGGGGCGAUAACGCUGACAUGAUCGUUCCGGAGCGGUGGAUCGACACGCUCCCAGACGGCACCACACGGCCUAACAAGACGGGCGGGACGACGACGAAUUUCUCGGAGUUGACGUUUUUGCAUGGGCCGCGAGCUUGCAUUGGUAGGGAUUUUGCGAAAGCGGAGCUGAGGUGUGCGGUUGCGGGAGUGAUUGGCAAAUUUGAGAUUGAGUUGUGUACUCUGGAGGAGCCGAAGGUGACGGGGGUGAUUACCAUGAAGGCGGAAGGGGGAAUGUAUCUCAGAUUGAGGCCGAUAGAAUCGUGGUAA